CCUCCACGUACGUACGGGUGUGGACGCACAGCUCUCUGAAUGCUGAAGGUAACACAGCAAGGCUUGUAACUUUUCCUCUGUACAGCUACAAUACACCGCAACAAGCUAAUAUAUCCGGGUCGUGUUGGUGCUGCUCUGAUUGUGGUUCAUGCUGUCCCAAAUGAGGGACUGAUGCUGGCCAGGACGUGCCUGAACCCAUCGGGUUGCAACUCUUGUCUGUCCCAGUUUAGUUCUGCAUCUGCUCCCACGGGUGCAUCCUAGAAGAAAAACAAUACACCAGCCAAAAUGGAUGAUAUAUUCACUCAGUGCCGGGAAGGCAAUGCAGUGGCAGUUCGUUUAUGGCUGGACAACACAGAGAAUGAUCUCAAUCAAGGAGAUGACCAUGGCUUCAGCCCUCUCCACUGGGCUUGCAGAGAGGGUCGCUCCAAUGUGGUGGACAUGCUCAUCAUGCGAGGAGCGCGCAUUAAUGUCAUGAACCGGGGAGACGACACACCCCUGCACCUGGCUGCCAGCCAUGGACAUCGCGACAUUGUGGGAAAGCUGAUCCAGUGCAAAGCAGACACCAAUGCCGUCAAUGAACACGGGAACACACCACUGCAUUAUGCUUGCUUCUGGGGACAAGACCAAGUAGCUGAGGACCUUGUGACUAAUGGAGCUCUAGUGAGCAUCUGUAACAAGUAUGGGGAAACUCCAUUGGACAAAGGGAAACCUCACCUCCGUGAACUCCUCAGAGAAAAGGCUGAGAAAAUGGGACAGAACUUGACUAAAAUUCCCUUCAAGGACAGUUUCUGGAAAGGCACCACCAGAACCCGUCCCCGCAAUGGAACAUUGAAUAAACAGGCAGGCAUUGACUACAGACAGCUUUCUCUAGCCCAUAAAGUAAACGAGAACCAGUCUGGAGAGCUCUGGCAAGGGCGCUGGCAGGGAAAUGAAAUUGCCAUUAAACUGCUAAAAGUUCGUGACUGGACCACUAGGAAAGGCAGAGACUUCAAUGAGGAGUAUCCCAAACUCAGGAUAUUUUCCCAUCCGAAUGUCCUACCCAUGUUGGGAGCAUGUCAGUCUCCUCCCGCCCCUCACCCCAUCAUCAUCGCACACUGGAUGCCUUAUGGCUCCCUCUACAACGUGCUGCAUGAAGGCACCAAUUUUGUGGUGGAUCAGACACAGGCGGUCAAGUUUGCCCUUGACAUUGCUAAUGGAAUGGCGUUCCUACACACACUUGAACCCAUGAUCCCUCGCCAUUACCUCAACAGCAAGAGUGUAAUGAUAGAUGAGGACAUGACGGCAAGGAUCAGCAUGGCAGACGUCAAGUUUUCCUUCCAGUGUCCUGGCAGGAUGUACUCGCCAGCAUGGGUAGCCCCUGAGGCCCUUCAGAAGAAGCCAGAAGAGAUCAACCGCCGGUCAGCAGACAUGUGGAGCUUUGCUAUCCUGUUGUGGGAGUUGGUAACCAGAGAAGUGCCAUUUGCUGACCUGUCCAACAUGGAGAUAGGCAUGAAGGUUUCUUUGGAGGGGUUGAGGCCCACUAUCCCCCCUGGCAUCUCUCCCCACAUUUGCAAGCUCAUGAAGAUAUGCAUGAACGAAGAUCCAGCAAAGAGGCCUAAAUUUGACAUGAUUGUGCCAAUUCUGGAAAAAAUGCAGGACAAGUGAUAAACAUCUUCUGACCUUCUUUACCUAACUGAUGAACAACAGGAUAUCUUAACCCAGAUUUGACUCUGAGAUGUUGGUGUGGUGCUUACCAAUAUUGCCUUAAAGUCUCAUUCUCACACUCCGCUGUUUUCAACACCACUGUACCUUCUGCUUGUGAGAUGAAUUCAGCAGAAAUCACUCCUUUUUAUAUUCUGUUUUUUUUCCUCUUCUGUUAAAAUGAUAUCAAAGUUUUGUUACUGAUCUGCUGACACUGUCUGCAGAAGCAUAGUAUUUACUGUUCACUGUAUAAACUGCAAUCAUAUUGAACUGAGUAAAAUCUCAAGUGACAAAAUAACCCGUGGAGGUCAGCAUGACAUUCUGUUGAAUUCCUUCAGUGGUGGGCCUGCCAUGCUGAUCCUCGCUGUAUUAAAAAGUCUCCCUCUAAGGUGACUGCUCCUUUUGCAAUGAUGGCCCAUAACAAAUGGAUAACAUAUUAACCAAAAGCUUGUGGGGAUAUGUUGUAUUAAUAUCAUCAAAUGUUUGAAGCUGAACAUUUAAACGUAUUAGAUAAUAAAACAAUAUGAAUGAGCAGUGCCCUUGAGCGCAUGUACAAAAAGCAGCGUUGUGCCUUUUAGCUGGGCUGCAUAGUGGUAAUGAUGAGCUUGGCCUUUUCGUGGACCGACUAUAUCUUGUGCAACCUCACAAUGAUUUAAAACUGGCCAUAAAAGCUUGGAGUUUUUGGGAAAAAUUCACCCAGAAUGGAAUGGAAUUCUUGGUAAUUGUGUUAAUGUAAUCGGCAUUACUUAGUUGCUUAAUCUUUCAGUAAUUAUUUUUCCCCCUGAUACAUUAUUUGAAUCCUGUUUGCUCUACUGUUGAACAAAAACGUCAGUCAGCCUGUGCCAUCAUGUAUGAAAGAAAUGAUGAAAUAUGAAAAAUGUUCACAAAGAAAUGAUGUCAGCUCAAUGCUGACAUCAUUUCUUUGUGAACCAACAUGAAAGCUGCACCCUAUUAUGUAAUUUAUUAAAGCAUAAGAUAGAUGCAGUCAAAAUUAGGUGUUGUCAGGGACACUUCACCCAGUUCUUUGGUUUUCAUCAAGGGUUUGACUUAACAUGUGUUUGUGUUCUCUCGUUUAUUAUUUGAUCCACUGGAUUACUUCUUGCUUUAUAUCCCACUCAAGGUUUUUUUUGUCUUUUCUGUGCCUCCACCAGCUUGCUUGUUUGUGCUGAAGCCAAAAUCAAGAAUGACAUAUGCAAAUGUAUGUAUUUAUAUAUAAGUAUAUUAAAAAAUAAAACAU
Molecule: messenger RNA, 2917 nt
Organism: Haplochromis burtoni (Burton's mouthbrooder)
Lineage: Eukaryota; Metazoa; Chordata; Actinopteri; Cichliformes; Cichlidae
Product: integrin-linked protein kinase
Exons: 13
Coding region: 286-1644 (452 amino acids)
Biological process (GO): protein phosphorylation; cell-matrix adhesion; substrate adhesion-dependent cell spreading
Cellular component (GO): focal adhesion; stress fiber
Molecular function (GO): ATP binding; protein kinase activity; protein binding
Source: RefSeq, a predicted model, not a curated record